Closterium sp. Naga37s-1 is the source of this 9999-nucleotide messenger RNA. NCBI's taxonomy places the organism in Eukaryota, Viridiplantae, Streptophyta, Zygnematophyceae, Desmidiales, Closteriaceae. The record is from the annotation of a GenBank genome assembly.
CGGCGCCUCCUCCUCACAGCCCCCCAGAGCAGCGGCGCCUCCUCCUCACAGCCCCCCAGAGCAGCGGCGCCUCCUCCUCACAGCCCCCCAGAGCAGCGGCGCCUCCUCCUCACAGCCCCCCAGAGCAGCGGCGCUUCCUCCUCACAGCCCCCCAGAGCAGCGGCGCCUCCUCCUCACAGCCCCCCAGAGCAGCGGCGCCUCCUCCUCACAGCCCCCCAGAGCAGCGGCGCCUCUCCCUCACAGCCCCCCAGAGCAGCGGCGCCUCCUCCUCACAGUCCCCAGAGCAGCGGCGCCUCCUCCUCACAGCCCGCCAGAGCAGCGGCGCCUCCUCCUCACAGCCCGCCGGAGCAGCGGCGCCUCCUCCUCACAGCCCCCCAGAGCAGCGGCGCCUCCUCCUCACAGCCCCCCAGAGCAGCGGCGCCUCCUCCUCACAACCCCCCAGAGCAGCGGCGCCUCCUCCUCACAGCCCCCCAGAGCAGUGGCGCCUCCUCCUCACAGCCCCCCAGAGCAGCGGCGCCUCCUCCUCACAGCCCCUCAAAGCAGCGGCGCCUCCUCCUCACAGCCCCCCAGAGCAGCGGCGCCUCCUCCUCACAGCCCCCCAGAGCAGCGGCGCCUCCUCCUCACAGCCCCCCAGAGCAGCGGCGCCUCCUCCUCACAGCCCCCCAGAGCAGCGGCGCCUCCUCCUCACAGCCCCCCAGAGCAGCGGCGCCUCUCCCUCACAGCCCCCCAGAAGCAGCGGCGCCUCUCCCUCACAGCCCCCCAGAGCAGCGGCGCCUCCUCCUCACAGUCCCCCAGAGCAGAGGCGCCUCCUCCUCACAGCCCCCCAGAGCAGCGGCGCCUCCUCCUCACAGCCCCCCAGAGCAGCGGCGCCUCUCCCUCACAGCCCCCCAGAGCAGCGGCGCCUCCUCCUCACAGCCCCCCAGAGCAGCGGCGCCUCCUCCUCACAGCUCCCCAGAGCAGUGGCGCCCCCUCCCCACAGCCCCCCAGAGCAGCGGCGCCUCCUCCUCACAGCCCCCCAGAGCAGCGGCGCCUCCUCCUCACAGCCCCCCAGAGAAGCGGCGCCUCCUCCUCACAGCCCCCCAGAGCAGCGGCGCCUCCUCCUCACAGCCCCCCCGAGCAGCGGCGCCUCCUCCUCACAGCCCCCCAGAGCAGCGGCGCCUCCUCCUCACAGCCCCCCAGAGCAGCGGCGCCUCCUCCUCACAGCCCCCCAGAGCAGCGGCGCCUCCUCCUCACAGCCCCCCAGAGCAGCGGCGCCUCCUCCUCACCGCCCCCCAGAGCAGUGGCGCCUCCUCCUCACAGCCCCCCAGAGAAGCGGCGCCUCCUCCUCACAGCCCCCCAGAGCAGCGGCGCCUCCUCCUUACAGCCCCCCAGAGCAGCGGCGCCUCCUCCUCACAGCCCCCCAGAGCAGCGGCGCCUCUCCUCACAGCCCCCCAGAGCAGCGGCGCCUCCUCCUCACAGCCCCCCAGAGCAGCGGCGCCUCCUCCUCACAGCCCCCCAGAGCAGCGGCGCCUCCUCCUCACAGCCCCCCAGAGCAGCGGCGCCUCCUCCUCACAGCCCCCCGAGCAGCGGCGCCUCCUCCUCACAGCCGGCGCCUCCUCCUCACAGCCCCCCAGAGCAGCAGCGCCUCCUCCUCACAGCCCCCCAGAGCAGCGGCGCCUCCUCCUCAUAGCCCCCCAGAGCAGCGGCGCCUCCUCCUCACAGCCGGCGCCUCCUCCUCACAGCCCCCCAGAGCAGCAGCGCCUCCUCACAGCCCCCCAGAGCAGCGGUGCCUCCUCCUCACAGCCCCCCAGAGCAGCGGCGCCUCCUCCUCACAGCCCCCAGAGCAGCGGCACCUCCCCCUCACAGCCCCCAGAGCAGCGGCGCCUCUCCCUCACAGCCCCCCAGAGCAGCGGCGCCUCCUCCUCACAGCCCCCCAGAGCAGCGGCGCCUCCUCCUCAUAGCCCCCCAGAGCAGCGGCGCCUCCUCCUCACAGCCCCCCAGAGCAGCGGCGCCUCCUCCUCACAGCCCCCAGAGCAGCGGCGCCUCCCCCUCACAGCCCCCCAGAGCAGCGGCGCCUCCUCCUCACAGCCCCCAGAGCAGCGGCGCCUCUCCCUCACAGCCCCCCAGAGCAGCGGCGCCUCCUCCUCACAGCCCCCCAUAGCAGCGGCGCCUCUCCCUCACAGCCCCCCAGAGCAGCGGCGCCUCUCCCUCACAGCCCCCCAGAGCAGCGGCGCCUCUCCUCACAGCCCCCCAGAGCAGCGGCGCCUCUCCUCACAGCCCCCAGAGCAGCGGCGCCUCUCCUUACAGCCCCCCAGAGCAGCGGCGCCUCCUCCUCACAGCCCCCCAGAGCAGCGGCGCCUCCUCCUCACAGCCCCCCAGAGCAGCGGCGCCUCCUCCUCACAGCCCCCCAGAGCAGCGGCGCCUCCUCCUCACAGCCCCCCAGAGCAGCGGCGCCUCCUCCUCACAGCCCCCCAGAGCAGCGGCGCCUCCUCCUCACAGCCCCCCAGAGCAGCGGCGCCUCCUCCUCACAGCCCCCCAGAGCAGCGGCGCUUCCUCCUCACAGCCCCCCAGAGCAGCGGCGCCUCCUCCUCACAGCCCCCCAGAGCAGCGGCGCCUCCUCCUCACAGCCCCCCAGAGCAGCGGCGCCUCUCCCUCACAGCCCCCCAGAGCAGCGGCGCCUCCUCCUCACAGUCCCCAGAGCAGCGGCGCCUCCUCCUCACAGCCCGCCAGAGCAGCGGCGCCUCCUCCUCACAGCCCGCCGGAGCAGCGGCGCCUCCUCCUCACAGCCCCCCAGAGCAGCGGCGCCUCCUCCUCACAGCCCCCCAGAGCAGCGGCGCCUCCUCCUCACAACCCCCCAGAGCAGCGGCGCCUCCUCCUCACAGCCCCCCAGAGCAGCGGCGCCUCCUCCUCACAGCCCCCCAGAGCAGCGGCGCCUCCUCCUCACAGCCCCUCAAAGCAGCGGCGCCUCCUCCUCACAGCCCCCCAGAGCAGCGGCGCCUCCUCCUCACAGCCCCCCAGAGCAGCGGCGCCUCCUCCUCACAGCCCCCCAGAGCAGCGGCGCCUCCUCCUCACAGCCCCCCAGAGCAGCGGCGCCUCCUCCUCACAGCCCCCCAGAGCAGCGGCGCCUCUCCCUCACAGCCCCCCAGACGGCGCCUCCUCCUCACAGUCCCCCAGAGCAGAGGCGCCUCCUCCUCACAGCCCCCCAGAGCAGCGGCGCCUCCUCCUCACAGCCCCCCAGAGCAGCGGCGCCUCUCCCUCACAGCCCCCCAGAGCAGCGGCGCCUCCUCCUCACAGCCCCCCAGAGCAGCGGCGCCUCCUCCUCACAGCUCCCCAGAGCAGUGGCGCCCCCUCCCCACAGCCCCCCAGAGCAGCGGCGCCUCCUCCUCACAGCCCCCCAGAGCAGCGGCGCCUCCUCCUCACAGCCCCCCAGAGAAGCGGCGCCUCCUCCUCACAGCCCCCCAGAGCAGCGGCGCCUCCUCCUCACAGCCCCCCCGAGCAGCGGCGCCUCCUCCUCACAGCCCCCCAGAGCAGCGGCGCCUCCUCCUCACAGCCCCCCAGAGCAGCGGCGCCUCCUCCUCACAGCCCCCCAGAGCAGCGGCGCCUCCUCCUCACAGCCCCCCAGAGCAGCGGCGCCUCCUCCUCACCGCCCCCCAGAGCAGUGGCGCCUCCUCCUCACAGCCCCCCAGAGAAGCGGCGCCUCCUCCUCACAGCCCCCCAGAGCAGCGGCGCCUCCUCCUUACAGCCCCCCAGAGCAGCGGCGCCUCCUCCUCACAGCCCCCCAGAGCAGCGGCGCCUCUCCUCACAGCCCCCCAGAGCAGCGGCGCCUCCUCCUCACAGCCCCCCAGAGCAGCGGCGCCUCCUCCUCACAGCCCCCCAGAGCAGCGGCGCCUCCUCCUCACAGCCCCCCAGAGCAGCGGCGCCUCCUCCUCACAGCCCCCCGAGCAGCGGCGCCUCCUCCUCACAGCCGGCGCCUCCUCCUCACAGCCCCCCAGAGCAGCAGCGCCUCCUCCUCACAGCCCCCCAGAGCAGCGGCGCCUCCUCCUCAUAGCCCCCCAGAGCAGCGGCGCCUCCUCCUCACAGCCGGCGCCUCCUCCUCACAGCCCCCCAGAGCAGCAGCGCCUCCUCACAGCCCCCCAGAGCAGCGGCGCCUCCUCCUCACAGCCCCCCAGAGCAGCGGCGCCUCCUCCUCACAGCCCCCAGAGCAGCGGCGCCUCCCCCUCACAGCCCCCAGAGCAGCGGCGCCUCUCCCUCACAGCCCCCCAGAGCAGCGGCGCCUCCUCCUCACAGCCCCCCAGAGCAGCGGCGCCUCCUCCUCAUAGCCCCCCAGAGCAGCGGCGCCUCCUCCUCACAGCCCCCCAGAGCAGCGGCGCCUCCUCCUCACAGCCCCCAGAGCAGCGGCGCCUCCCCCUCACAGCCCCCCAGAGCAGCGGCGCCUCCUCCUCACAGCCCCCAGAGCAGCGGCGCCUCUCCCUCACAGCCCCCCAGAGCAGCGGCGCCUCCUCCUCACAGCCCCCCAUAGCAGCGGCGCCUCUCCCUCACAGCCCCCCAGAGCAGCGGCGCCUCUCCCUCACAGCCCCCCAGAGCAGCGGCGCCUCUCCUCACAGCCCCCCAGAGCAGCGGCGCCUCUCCUCACAGCCCCCAGAGCAGCGGCGCCUCUCCUUACAGCCCCCCAGAGCAGCGGCGCCUCCUCCUCACAGCCCCCCAGAGCAGCGGCGCCUCCUCCUCACAGCCCCCCAGAGCAGCGGCACCUCCUCCUCACAGCCCCCAGAGCAGCGGCGCCUCCCCCUCAUAGCCCCCCAGAGCAGCGACGCCUCCUCCUCACAGCCCCCAGAGCAGCGGCGCCUCCCCCUCACAGCCCCCCAGAGCAGCGGCGCCUCCUCCUCACAGCCCCCCAGAGCAGCGGCGCCUCCCCCUCACAGCCCCCCAGAGCAGCGGCGCCUCCUCCUCACAGCCCCCCAGAGCAGCGGCGCCUCCUCCUCACAGCCCCCAGAGCAGCGGCGCCUCUCCCUCACAGCCCCCCAGAGCAGCGGCGCCUCCUCCUCACAGCCCCCCAGAGCAGCGGCGCCUCCUCCUCACAGCCCCCCAGAGAAGCGGCGCCUCCUCCUCACAGCCCCCCAGAGCAGCGGCGCCUCCUCCUCACAGCCCCCCCGAGCAGCGGCGCCUCCUCCUCACAGCCCCUCAGAGCAGCGGCGCCUCCUCCUCACAGCCCCCCAGAGCAGCGGCGCCUCCUCCUCACAGCCCCCCAGAGCAGCGGCGCCUCCUCCUCACAGCCCCCCAGAGCAGCGGCGCCUCCUCCUCACAGCCCCCAGAGCAGCGGCGCCUCUCCCUCACAGCCCCCCAGAGCAGCGGCGCCUCCUCCUCACAGCCCCUCAUAGCAGCGGCGCCUCUCCCUCACAGCCCCCCAGAGCAGCGGUGCCUCUCCCUCACAGCCCCCCAGAGCAGCGGCGCUUCCUCCUCACAGCCCCCCAGAUCAGCGGCGCCUCCUCCUCACAGCCCCCCAGAGCAGCGGCGCCUCCUCCUCACAGCCCCCAGAGCAGCGGCGCCUCUCCCUCACAGCCCCCUAGAGCAGCGGCGCCUCCUCCUCACAGCCCCCCAGAGCAGCGGCGCCUCCUCCUCACAGCCCCCCAGAGAAGCGGCGCCUCCUCCUCACAGCCCCCCAGAGCAGCGGCGCCUCCUCCUCACAGCCCCCCAGAGCAGCGGCGCCUCCUCCUCACAGCCCCCCGAGCAGCGGCGCCUCCUCCUCACAGCCCCUCAGAGCAGCGGCGCCUCCUCCUCACAGCCCCCCAGAGCAGCAGCGCCUCCUCCUCACAGCCCCCCAGAGCAGCGGCGCCUCCUCCUCAUAGCCCCCCAGAGCAGCGGCGCCUCCUCCUCACAGCCCCCCAGAGCAGCAGCGCCUCCUCCUCACAGCCCCCCAGAGCAGCGGCGCCUCCUCCUCACAGCCCCCCAGAGCAGCGGCGCCUCCUCCUCACAGCCCCCAGAGCAGCGGCGCCUCCCCCUCACAGCCCCCCAGAGCAGCGGCGCCUCUCCCUCACAGCCCCGCAGAGCAGCGGCGCCUCCUCCUCACAGCCCCCCAGAGCAGCGUCGCCUCCUCCUCACAGCCCCCCAGAGCAGCGGCGCCUCCUCCUCACAGCCCCCCAGAGCAGCGGCGCCUCCUCCUCACAGCCCCCCAGAGCAGCGGCGCCUCCUCCUCACAGCCCCCCAGAGCAGCGGCGCCUCCUCCUCACAGCCCCCCAGAGCAGCGGCGCCUCUCCCUCACAGCCCCCCGGAGCAGCGGCGCCUCUCCCUCACAGCCCCCCAGAGCAGCGGCGCCUCCUCCUCACAGCCCCCCAAGCAGCGGCGCCUCCUCCUCACAGCCCCCCAGAGCAGCGGCGCCUCCUCCUCACAGCCCCCCAGAGCAGCGGCGCCUCCUCCUCACAGCCCCCCAGAGCAGCGGCGCCUCCUCCUCACAGCCCCCCAGAGCAGCGGCGCCUCCUCCUCACAGCCCCCCAGAGCAGCGGCGCCUCCUCCUCACAGCCCCCCAGAGCAGCGGCGCCUCCUCCUCACAGCCCCCCAGAGCAGCGGCGCCUCCUCCUCACAGCCCCCCGAGCAGCGGCGCCUCCUCCUCACAGCCGGCGCCUCCUCCUCACAGCCCCCCAGAGCAGCAGCGCCUCCUCCUCACAGCCCCCCAGAGCAGCGGCGCCUCCUCCUCAUAGCCCCCUAGAGCAGCAGCGCCUCCUCCUCACAGCCGGCGCCUCCUCCUCACAGCCCCCCAGAGCAGCAGCGCCUCCUCACAGCCCCCCAGAGCAUCGGCGCCUCCUCCUCACAGCCCCCAGAGCAGCGGCGCCUCCCCCUCACAGCCCCCAGAGCAGUGGCGCCUCUCCCUCACAGCCCCCCAGAGCAGCGGCGCCUCCUCCUCACAGCCCCCCAGAGCAGCGGCGCCUCCUCCUCAUAGCCCCCCAGAGCAGCGGCGCCUCCUCCUCACAGCCCCCCAGAGCAGCGGCGCCUCCUCCUCACAGCCCCCAGAGCAGCGGCGCCUCCCCCUCACAGCCCCCCAGAGCAGCGGCGCCUCCUCCUCACAGCCCCCAGAGCAGCGGCGCCUCUCCUCACAGCCCCCCAGAGCAGCGGCGCCUCCUCCUCACAGCCCCCCAGAGCAGCGGCGCCUCCCCCUCACAGCCCCCCAGAGCAGCGGCGCCUCCUCCUCACAGCCCCCCAGAGCAGCGGCGCCUCCUCCUCACAGCCCCCAGAGCAGCGGCGCCUCUCCCUCACAGCCCCCCAGAGCAGCGGCGCCUCCUCCUCACAGCCCCCCAGAGCAGCGGCGCCUCCUCCUCACAGCCCCCCAGAGAAGCGGCGCCUCCUCCUCACAGCCCCCCAGAGCAGCGGCGCCUCCUCCUCACAGCCCCCCCGAGCAGCGGCGCCUCCUCCUCACAGCCCCUCAGAGCAGCGGCGCCUCCUCCUCACAGCCCCCCAGAGCAGCGGCGCCUCCUCCUCACAGCCCAGCCCCCCAGAGCAGCGGCGCCUCCUCCUCACAGCCCCCAGAGCAGCGGCGCCUCUCCCUCACAGCCCCCCAGAGCAGCGAUCAGCGGCGCCUCCUCCUCACAGCCCCCCAGAGCAGCGGCGCCUCCUCCUCACAGCCCCCAGAGCAGCGGCGCCUCUCCCUCACAGCCCCCUAGAGCAGCGGCGCCUCCUCCUCACAGCCCCCCAGAGCAGCGGCGCCUGGGGGCGUUCGUUCGUUCCGUCAAAUUGGACGAAGUUCAUCAUCUCUCCCGCAACUCCCUCGCGCACGCCUUUGUGUGCAAGCGCUGGUUCCGUCUCACGUGCCUCGCGCGCGUCUACCUCAAGGUUCCGCGCGCCGUGCACUCCGCGCAGCUUCUCUCCGCCGUAGACACAUUCCCGACAUUGUCACAACUCGAUAUAGCGGAGAACACCGUUCCGCACGCGACAGACGAACUCCUGCGCGGAAUUUCCGCGCGCUGCCCCAAUCUCACGCGCCUGCUCAUCGGGUACCAGUUCCGCGCGCGCUUCUCCCCCGCAGGGCUCUCCGCGCUCUUCCGCGGGUGCGCACGCCUGCAGCAGCUCCGCCUGUUCUCCCUCAGCGGGAUCUCCGCGCUACCCGCGUCCCUCACGCUCCUCUCCCAGCUAGAAGUGCUCGAGUUAGGGGACGACCCAGCCUGGCGCGGAUUGGAUACGUUCACGAAACUGAUUGAACCCGAUAUAAGCCUAGAUUCGUUAAGCUGUAUGAGGAAGCUGGUUGUGAGCAGUCGCUGCUUUGAGAGCCUGCCGUGGAGCAUCGGCGAGCUGACACGUUUGGAGCAUCUAGAAAUCCAUUCAGAGGUCCUUAGUUCGCUGCCCGGCAGUUUCGGGCAGCUAGGGUCGUUGGCGGUGCUGAAGCUCGAGGCCAAGUCUUUGGAGGAGCUGCCCGAGAGCCUGGGCAGGUUGAAAAACCUGCAGCGAUUGUGGCUGACAAACUGCGAGAGUCUGUCCAAACUUCCCGACUCGUUCGGGCAGCUUUCCAGCCUAUCCUUCCUCAGCAUACACCUCUGCGACCGGCUCCGGUCUCUCCCAGAAAGUUUCAGCUUCCUGCCCGCUUUGGAAACCCUAAAACUGCACGAGCUUUCGAGCCUGCGCACGCUGCCCGAACUCUUCGGGCACCUGCCGAAGCUGAGAAUCCUCGACAUGAGCACAUGCGGGGUGGUGCGCCUUCCCCUCUCCCUCUACCUCCUAGCCCGCUUGGAACGACUCAGCAUUGCAGCUUUCCCGGACCUCCCCCACGUGCCCCCCCUCACCGCGCAACUCCUCCCUCCACCACCCCGCCCGUCCCACGAAUCCCUUCCGCCUGGCACCGCCUCUGCAUCGCUUGCGCCUCCCUCCCCUUCCCAAGCGCCUUCGUCGGUUGCUCGGGGAGGCGUUUUUGGAGGAUCCUUUUCCGUCCCCCAUCAGAAUGUGAGUCAGGAGCAGGGGCAGGAUCAACAGAGGAGGGCGCGGCCUAUUGGGUUGCGUACUGGGUUGGGUGGGCGCAUGCAGGAAGAUGAGGAGGAGGAGGAGGAGGAGAGAGCGGAUGAGAUGCAGGAGGGGGUGGUGCAGCAGCAGCAGCAGCAGCAGCAGCAGCAGCAGCAAGAGGAAGGGAGGCCAUGGGAAGGGGGGGAACAGCAGGAGGGGAAUCUGGCAGGGAACUACUCCCACUGGAGUGCGCUGCCAGCUUCCCUUGGCGCACUGAAGAUGCUUAGCCACUUGGAGGUCACCUCGGAAAAAGUUUCUUCCCUGCCCGAAGAGAUCUGUGACCUGCCCCUGCUACAAGUGCUCUGGCUUAGACUGAGGAAAUUGAGUCAGCUGCCCGAGAGGAUGGGCAGCAUGGCCAGCCUUCAGCAGCUGCGGUUGAGGGACUGCACGUGUUUGGUGUCACUGCCCGACUCUUUCGGGCAGCUCAGAAUAGAACUUCUGGAGCUUCAUAACUGUGCAUCUCUCACCGCCCUUCCCCAAACUUUUGGGUCACUCUCCCAACUGCGGACCCUUCGCAUGAUCUGGGUGUAUCAUUUAUCCAACCUGCCCGACUCCUUCGGGCAGCUCUCAAACCUCCGUUACCUGGAGCUGGAGCAGUGCACGGCUCUUCGAGACCUGCCCGGGCCGGUCGACUCCCCUUGCCAAGGCCAGAUAUGGCUGCCCGCUCUCGAAAGCCUUCGUCUGGUGGGACUCCGCCAUCUGGACUCUCUCCCUCCACUCGGGCAGCUGAAAAACCUUCGCAGGCUGACCGUGUCACUUCUAUCGAAGCUUGAGGAGCUUCCUCCGUCUCUCUCCCUGCUCUCCAACCUGCAAACCCUAGUCAUCCAUGGCUGCUCGCAGAUCAAAUCCCUCCCUCGCAACGUCCCCUCCGCCCUGCCCUCCCUCUCCUCCCUCGCGAUUGUCUCCUGCCGCAACAUUAAAGAUGUGCAGUUUUCAUCCUUUAGUGAUGGAGCCAUGGAAGCAUGUGGUGCUGCCAGAGUCGCUGUGGUCGCUGCCAUCUGUUCAGUGUGUGCACCACUUCAAUCACAAGUGGAUGGGGAGUAA